UCUCUUUCACUCACACACACACACACACACAAGUUUUAUCUAUUAUGUUUGCUUCCAUACAAGUUUCAAAUUCCUACGGGUUAGGGUUUUUCAACUUCCCAAAAUCGUUUACAGAAUCAUAUAACGUUGGGUUGAUAGGGAAUCCUUUAUUUCAGAUUAAGUUUUUUUAUCUUACCAGGGGAUUCGGUAUUUGUGUUUAGUUAAAGUAGCAGGUAAUGAUUGUGUUGGAAUUUUCGUAGCCAUUUGAAUUGAAAGUGGAAGAUAAUAGGCUAUUAAGGCACAGAGAGAGCUUAAAAAGAAAAUUUUAAGCAAACCAUCUUGAAGAAGAAAGGCACUUCGUGAAGGAACUUUUCUGCAUGUCAUUUUGACAUUUUUUCAAUGUCAGGGUUGCUUAAUAAUGUACUGCACGUUUCUUAUCUAAAUCAUGCAAACGUGUUUAAGUAGCUUAUCUGAGUGUGUUUUUUUGGUUUAGUUGUAAGAACUUUUGAUGUAUCAUGUAUUGUUUGGAGUCAAAUAAAUCUUACUUCAAUUAUUUAGAAUACCAUUUAUUUGUAUGCUUUGCUUCAUAAAAUCUCUUUUGAAAUUUUGCUGUCUAUCCUUCCAUGCUGAUAGUGUUUUUAGAGGGUGGGGGGAGAUCUUGUUUUUUGAGGAGGGGGUCUAUGUUGAAGUAAGCUUACAAGCUGGGAAACCACAUGCAUGAUGCGACAUUAUUAAAUGUCAUCUUUGAGCGGAUCGGCUUCAAAUCUUCAAGAUAAUACUGCUGGGCGACCAUUUUCUACAUCUUUUUCUGCCCAAUCUGGUGCACCUUCUCCUGUUUUCCAACACAGUGGAUCUAUUCAGGGGCUCCAUAACAUACAUGGCAGUUUCAAUGUUCCCAGCAUGCCAGGCACUCUUGGAUCAAGAAAUUCAACAAUGGCUAAUGUCCCUUCAAGUGGGCUUCAACAACCAAGUGGAAACCUUUCUAGUGGACGGUUUACAUCAAAUAUUCCUGUUGCUCUUUCACAGAUAUCUCAUGGCAAUUCACACGGUCAUCCAGGGCUAGCUAAUAGAGGUGGCAUGGGGGUUGUAGGAAGCCCUGGGUUUAGUAAUAGCACUAAUGCAGUUGGUGGUUCCAUUCCUGGAAUUCUCCCCACCUCCGCAGCAAUUGGCAAUCGUAAUGCUAUUUCUGUGGUUGGUGCGUCUCAACUUUUAGGAAAUUCAGGUCCUCGAAUUACAAGCUCAGCUGGAAAUAUUGUUGGUGGUGGUAGUGUUGGGAGAAGCAUAAAUCCUGGUGGAGGAUUAUCAAUGGGGGGCCUUUCUUCUCGCUUAAGUUUUACCGCGAAUAGUGGGUCUGGAAAUAUAGGCGUGCAGGGAUCCAAUAGAUUAAUGGGUGGUAUGCUUCAACAAGCUUCUCCACAGGUGAUGUCUAUGCUAGGAAAUUCUUAUCAUUCAGGUGGUCCACUUUCUCAAAAUCAUGUUCAGGCAGUGAACAGCUUUAACUCUAUGGGCAUGUUAAAUGAUGUGAACAACAAUGAUGGCUCCCCAUUUGAUAUAAAUGAUUUUCCUCAGCUAAGUAGCCGUCCUAGUUCCUCUGGAGGUGCCCAAGGACAAAUAGGUUCAUUACGAAAGCAAGGGCUUGGUGUUAGUCCCAUCGUACAGCAAAAUCAAGAGUUCAGCAUCCAGAAUGAAGAUUUUCCUGCACUACCAGGAUUUAAAGGUAGCAAUGCUGAUUAUUCUAUGGAUUUGCACCAGAAGGAUCAAGUUCAUGAAAACAAUGUUUCGAUGAUGCAGUCUCCCCAUUUCUCUAUAGGAAGGUCUUCAGGAACAUUUUCAUCACAUCAUCCACAGCAGCAAAGCAGCAGUGUCUCUUUUUCACCUGCAAAUAAUCAGGAUCUACAUCACUUGCAUGGUUCAGAUAUGUUCCAAAGGUCACAUUCAUCUUAUCACUCACAGGCCAGUGGACCUCCAGGUGUGGGUUUGAGACCUUUAAACUCUCAAAACACAAUUUCUGGAAUCGGUUCGUACGACCAACUUAUCCAACACUAUCCACCACAACAGAAUCAAUCUCAAUUUCGCUUGCAACAGAUGUCUGCUGCUGGUCAAUCAUAUAGGGAUCAGGGUAUGAAGUCGUUACAGGCUGCUCAAACCGCUCCUGAUCGAUUCGGUUUGCUUGGUCUAUUGAGCGUAAUUAGAAUGAGCGACCCUGAUUUGACAUCUCUUGCUCUCGGUAUCGAUUUGACUACUCUUGGGCUAAAUUUGAAUUCGGCAGAAAAUCUUCACAGGACAUUUGGUUCUCCAUGGUCAGAUGAGUCUGUAAAAGGAGAUCCAGAUUUCACAGUGCCUCAAUGUUAUUAUUCUAAACAAGCACCUGUCUUAAAUCAAUGGUAUUUUUCCAAGUUUCAGUUGAACACACUGUUCUACAUCUUUUACAGCAUGCCUCAAGAUGAAGCUCAAUUGUACGCUGCAAAUGAACUGCAUAACAGAGGUUGGUUCUAUCACCGAGAACACCGCUUGUGGUUUAUGAGGGCUGCAAACAUUGAGCCUCUCGUGAAGACAAAUGCAUACGAGAGAGGAUCUUUUAUCUGUUUUGACCCAAAUACAUGGGAAACAAUACGGAAGGAUAAUUUUGUUGUAUACUAUGAGAUGGUGGAGAAAAGAGCAGCAGUACCCCAACAUUGACAAGUAUUUACAUGUAAAGUCCCUCCCUUUUGGGUAUUUCUAUUAUAUAUUAUACGCGCAGGUUUCAGUUGUAGUGUUUAGGUCUAAUUGGUGUAUUAGUAGUAGUUGGUAAUUUAUUAAUCAUUUACAUAGAGGAACAUUAAUUAUUUAUCAUAGAAGCAGUCUUAUGUUUGCUCAUUUUGUUGAUAUUAUGAAAUGAAACAAAUUUUGGUC
This is a messenger RNA of Cynara cardunculus var. scolymus (artichoke), 2871 nucleotides long. Its product is annotated as probable NOT transcription complex subunit VIP2. The coding region runs from base 715 to 2658 and encodes 647 amino acids. The record is from RefSeq and is a predicted model, not a curated record. Gene Ontology annotation, biological process: regulation of DNA-templated transcription; nuclear-transcribed mRNA poly(A) tail shortening. NCBI's taxonomy places the organism in Eukaryota, Viridiplantae, Streptophyta, Magnoliopsida, Asterales, Asteraceae. Gene Ontology annotation, cellular component: CCR4-NOT core complex; P-body. The transcript has 14 exons.